Molecule: messenger RNA, 12391 nt
Organism: Paramuricea clavata
Lineage: Eukaryota; Metazoa; Cnidaria; Anthozoa; Malacalcyonacea; Plexauridae
Source: the annotation of a GenBank genome assembly
CAUGUCAACGUUUGAAAUUCCUUACGAAUUUUCUCUGCACGAAUCGCCCGUGUCGUUCACCGACUAUCUUGGCGAAUGCCCGCCAUUAUUGCUAGAGGAUUUGUACGCUACGGGGUCGAAAUCUAGGAAGCCACUUUCUGAGGUUUGCUUUAUUUCAAUUAUACAGCUAGUCCGACUUUGGUAUGUUAUCAUGCAUUGUUAUAUAGUUAGGGUCAAAGUUCAAUUUUUCUGUUUGCCGAUUGGUCAAAACCGUGUCACGUGCCGGUCCACAAAACGUCAUGUUCGGCAACGUUCAAUAAUAAAAUGGGUGCAAUACGCAUGCGUGUCAACAAUGAAGUUCCAAAGUUCAUUUUUAAAACUUUUUACUAAACAUUUACGGCGUUCCAUUUAUCCAGUUUUGGUUUCAAAUUAAGUUCACUCCAAUAACCGGUGAAUGAUUCAUACUUUGAAACUUAUAUACUAUAUAACAAUACACUUAUUUACUGAGACCUCGGGAAAGUAAUGUGUUUUGUGGCCCCUCGACCGCCCCUCGACCGACGGUCUCGGGUUCACAAAACACACUGUUUCCCUCGGUCGCAGCAAAUAAGUGAUAAUUGUAUAUUACGUUUAUCCAUUUAUUUUUUUCAUACCAAUAAAGAUCAGUUUUCUUUUAGAAUUGGCCUAUCACUGGUGGAACAUUGGGCGAUAGUAUCGAUAAUAAUUCUAUUGAUCUCAUUAUCACGGGGUUUGUGACUUUUUUCCUUUGUAUUGCGUUAUUGCAAACGCAAAGUGAACUUUAUAUAGAACGUCUAUGUGUGUUCAUAUUUCGCUUAUUAAUUAAUAUCAUUUUACUUUUAGCAAAUGGACCAAUCCCACAUUAACCGAACUUUUUAUCUCAACAAGUUUAGACAAAAUUUUCAUCACAGCUUGAAAGAGCAUCACAAAAUUAGCAAUAUUCCAAUGUUUCGUUGCGAAAUGUUGUAAAAUGCGGAUAAUAUAGCUUUGCGAAGUUUGCAAUUUUCAGUCAUUUUCUAUUAUGCGCUCGUAAUACAAAAUGACUGAAAAUUGCAAACUUCGCAAGUCUAUAUUAUCCGCAUUUUACAACAUUUCGCAACGAAACUUUGGAGUAUUACUAAUUUUGUGAUGCUCUUUCAUUCUGUGAUGGAAUUUUGUCUAGACUUGUUGAAAUCAAAAUUUUGAUUAAUAUGGGUAGGGUCCAUUGUUAAAAACUGUGUCGAAUAAAAAUUAACUUUGUCUUAUUUGAAAGAACUUUUAAAGUUAUAUAUGAAGACCCUUUACAACUUUUUCGAAAUAUUUUGACCAAAAACAAUGUGCAGUCUGCCAUCUUGGUAUUAGAAUUGACCUAAUGACGUCACAAGCAGGGUAAACUUGUUAAAGCUUCUUUAUGUGGGACUAAAUUUCUUCGAAAAGUUUCUUAAAAUGUUGUGUGUUAAUUGAGUACUAAAAAGACUUCGGAAAGUCGAGUUUCAUAUUGAUAAUGAGAUGUGGUUUGCAAGAUAAAAAUUUCGCUUUUUACCCUACUUGUGACGUAUGCAUAUCGAAUGUAUAUCCAAGAUGGCGGAAUGCACGCUGCUUUUGAUCAAAAUAAGUCGAUUUAUUUCGAAAACCAAGCAAGAUACGGAAUAAUUAUUAAUGAGUGUUUGAAGUACUGUUUAAUAAACGAGCAGCAGUAUUUUAUCAGAUACAAAGAUACGAGGCGAAGCCGGGUAUGGAUUGCUGACUUACUAUCUUUGGUUUAUACAUUAUAGUAUUAAAUUAGGAGAAUUGUAUUAGUAUAGCGUUCAGUAUCAUGAUUUAUGAAUUUUUAUUUUAGACACGCCGAUGGAACGGUGAAAUUUUGGGAUGGCUCAUCAGGUAGGAAAAUUGAUGAAAAUUUGACCAAUCUGAGUUGAGCUCGCGGUCUAUAUAACUCGGGGGAAGCCCUUCCAGCCCCCUUGGUGCCGACUCUCUCCACUGAACCAUUUGCCCCGCCCCCAGUCCCUUUUCUCUAGUCGUACUGGUCAUCAUUUAAGCCCCCCCCCCCUAGAAUUGCGACUUUAUGAAACACCUUCCAAGUUUGCACCGUAUCAAUUCAAAUUGCGUUUAAAACCUUACAAUUUUGUGCGCAAGCCAUUUCUAAAGUGGUUUUUAAAAGCAACCUUCCUGCACUAGAACAUUUACUUUUCAAAAUAAUUUUAGUGGUAAACAUGCUAGCAGACCCCGAAACCACCCAUGCUUGCAUAAAGUUCUCACAAAUUUUGCGGAAUUUGCAGUUUAGCGAACUGUGCAACGUGUUUAAACAUCCCAUACUAUGUGUGAGCUUUCUUUAGGUAUAAUGUUUUCAAGGGUGGGUAGUAGCGAAGUAGUUGUAGUUCGCUACUGUAGCAAACUACAAUUUUCAAGUAGCCUGUAGUUUUUAACUACUUUUUUAAAACAGUAGCUGUAGUUUUAGCGAACUACAUUUUACCUAAAAGUAGCCAAGUAGUUGACUACUUUUCAAACAAUGAAUCGCUAUUCGCUACUUUUUAAAAUUGUUAGCAACUUGAUAGAAUAGCAUGAUAUUGAGACACGGUUUGCUUAAAAUCAAUACUCAUGCAUUAGUCAAUUUACACUCCUGAACACUGUAGUGUUUACAAAAUUGUUUCUUUGAACAUGUUUACUGUUGCUAGUCGUAAGUCGAUUUGUUAUAGGUUACAUUACAUUACACAUACAAUAAAACUAAAUGAGUUAGUAGAUGCUCCAAAUACAGUAAAACUAAAUAUUAAUGUAGCGAAAUAGCGAAAUAGUUCGCUACAUUUUUUAAGCAGUAGCUGUAGUCAGUAGCGAACUACCUUUGUUCAAAAGUAGCAGUAGUUGUAGCUGACUACAUAUUUUUGAAGUAGCUGUAGUUAUAGCGAACUACAAAAAUGUUGUAGUCAACCCACCCUUGAAUGUUUUUGAUGUUACUCUGAGUGUAUAUCCACACCGGCCAGGCUGAAAAGUUAGCCUGAGCGCGAUGGGGAACGAACCUUUGGGAUACUAGUCCAAUGCUUGAACGCGUAGCUCAGUUGGCAGAGCAUUGGACUAGAAUCCCAAAGGUCGCGGGUUCGAUCCCCACCGUGAUCAGGCUAACUUUUCAGCCUGCCCGGUGUGAAUGCACGCUCAGAGUAACAUCAAAAACAUUUCUCUAGGCAUGUUUACUCUCGCUGGAAAGUUAUCAACGCACAAAUACUUUCACAAGAAGAGGAAAGCAUCGCGAACAGACAGCAGUGGUAGUAAAGAAAGUACCUCGGAGGAAUUCUUUGACGAGGAUUUUGAUUUCCUUGCCAUUCACAUGGUGCAUCUAUGUGUUCACAGUAGAACGCUGGCUCUGGUGAACGCUGCUAAUCACGUGCUGUAUUUCACGUUCGAUAAUAACGAACAAAACCUGGAACUCGCGGUAUGUACAGUUUGAAAGUUCUUUCAUGUUUAUGGAUUUUAUGGAUUUUGUAGUGUUUUAUCAGAUAUAAAAAGGGGUCAGCCGGGGGUCGUGGUAUCCUAAAUAGCUGAUAAAUAUGGAUCAAAAUACCUAUUAUUACGGUGAAAAUGUUACAAAAUACCUAAAGCAACCAGAAGCUGUAUACCUAAUACCCAAAAUUAGUCAUAACAUUUAAGUACUAUUUAAAGCACGCGUAGGAGUGUUUUAUCACAUAUAAAACACGAUGCGUAGCGGAGUGUUUUAUAUGUGAUAAAACACUCCUACGCGUGCUUUAAAUGGCUUAAAAAACGACUCAUCUUAUACGAGUUCAUUGGCGAAGUAAUUUUUAAAAUAAACUUUGUCUAAACCGAGAAAAUCAAAGCUAAAGUUUAUGUAAAUUAACAUGAUUUUUUAUCACAUAAAACCACGACACGCUUAUGAUUUUUCUUUGUGUUUUGUCCUGAAUUAUUAAUGAGUGUUUGAAGUAAAUAUACAGUAUACUCGAAUUAAAUACCCAUUAGAUCCUGUAUACCCAAAACCCCAUGGCUGACCCUAAUAAAAGAGACCUUACGAUUUUAGGACGGCGACGGCCAAAACAAACUCCUUCAAAUAAAUGCAUGGUAGUAAAGAUAGUUCGUCGUAUAUUAUCAAUCGUAUGAAUUUAGAAGUUUUAGAAGUUUAGAAGUUUUAGAAGUUGAAGACAUGGGUUUUAUGUUUGCGAAGAGUUCUGCUAAACUCAGUUUGAAGUCGCACUUGUUGUGGCUUGGAAUGCAGCCGUUGUAUCAAGACGUGAAAAUCUGUGAUUUGGCGUUGUAAACAGAGCGAGGACAAUGUCUAAAUUAUUCAUAUAUUGUAAUUACUCAAUUCUUUUCAAUGAUGUAUUGUAUUGGCAGCCGUUGCCGUCCUAAAAUCGUAAGGUCUCUAGAGAUACUAGGUGUGAAGUCGAGUAUCUUUAGGUCUGAUAAAACACGCGCUGCGAAUGUUUAAAAUUGCUUCAAAAACGUAAGUAAGUAAGUUCAUUGGCGAAGUAAUUUAAAAAAAAUACGUUAUGUAAGUCGAGAAAAUCAAAGUUAAAGUUUAUGUAAAUCAAGGGAAAUCUCUAUCACACAUAAAGAUACGACACGCUUAUGAUUUUUCUUUGUGUUUUUCUCAUGAAUUAUUAAUGACUCUAAAACGUUCUGAAACGAUGGAUCAAGAUAAAAAAAUGUAGCGAUUAUACAUGUAACAAGUUACUUGGAACGAAAUUACUCACAGCAGUGACUAUUAGUAACAUUAAAUUUUAUUUUGUUGUAUUUCCGUAGAUGAUCUCAGUUGAAAUCACAACAGAAAAGUCUCCCGAACAAGACGUCGGCAAUUCGCCGGAAUCCAACGACGACACAUCGGAACACGACGACAACGGCAGAGGAUCACCCGAGAGUAAUGGGGAUACACGGGAACAUGACGAGGAUAACAAAGCUACGGAUGACAAAUUGCCCCCAUUGUCCCCGACAUCCUCUACGGUCCAGUCAAUAUGGCGACCGAAACUGGGAUUGAAUAAACGACCACCUGGUUUUCAAGCGCAGUUAUGUUGUCGUUGUGAAAUCACCGGGAAUGCCGUGCCUUUGUGCUAUCUCACCAUGAGCUCAGCCUUUGGAAUGUAAGUAUUUGUGAAAAUAGGAGCGAUUAUUUAUAGAAUACCCGGACACUUUUGAUAGUGCUUGCUUUUGGUGGUCGAUUGAUGAUUCCCCUUAUUACGUUUUCGUAGCGCUUUGCAUUGUGGUUAUAGUGGUAUCACUGAUAUUCAAGAUGGCUUGUUUUUUCUCCUGACCUGUGCAAGAACUUUUAAAAAAGCUAGGGUCAUGUGCGCGAUAGCCAACAGCAAAAUAUUUGCGAAAACAUUCAAUAUUUUCGGUCGAGGCCGCUAUCUUUAUCAGGGCAAAGAGAGAAACACUCUGCAUUGAUCAGGUGUGCUUCAGGAAAUAUACCUUCAAAAGUGACAGAACUCUGGCUAGGACUCCCUGUUCAGCUAACACUAAAACCACAUCAUGUUACAUGUUUAACCCUUGUAUCUCUUUACUGUCGUUCCAAUUGAAGUGUUGCUCAAAUAUUGAUUCAAUACAUUACCUCGGGCUGACCAAUUCAUUUCAUCAAGUUCCUCGAGAUAUUCAUAUACACUUCCUGUGAAAGAGCCAAUUCCAAGAAUUUGAUCAUUUCUGGUCACUUCCUUUCUAUUUAUGAUUGGUUAGUUGCACAAACAACAAAGGUGAUUGGUGCAUUCAAACUAUUCAACAGGAAGUUUACAAUUAUACUAGGAAGUGUAUGAAUAUCUCGAGGAACUUGAUGAAAUGAAUUGGUCAGCCCGAGGUAAUGUAUUGAAUCAAUAUUUGAGCAACACUUCAAUUGGAACGACUGUAACACGGCCAAACCGGUCAGAACGGUCGAAUUGUUGAAUGAAACACAAAACAUUUGGGCUUUCGGACCUAUCUGACUGGAAAAUUUUGAUAACAUUAGAAUGAGGUCCAUUUUCGCUAGAUAUUUGAGAAACAUAGACCAGAUCUUUCCAUUGAUACAGAGAAAAGAAUUCGGGUCUGACCAGUCAGACAGUAAAUGGAAAGCGCACAGUGUAAGCUCUAACACCAUUGACAUGCACAGUGAAACCAAGAUGGUAUAAAGCUCACGGGUGAGCACAAUUUGAGACCGAUAUUGAGGUAGCCUGCGAACAGGCUCUCAAGCUGAAUUGAGAGCCUGCAUCGAUGACUAAUGAAUUUGAAUAUCUGCGUCUCAAAUCGUGACGCGAAAUUCUCAUUGGUCAGUUGCUAUAAUUUAUAUGUUUCCGCUGAGCUCUAUAUAUGUCAACUGCUGAAGCACUAUGCAUAAAAACACAUUAACUGAUCAAAUUGGUCUUGGCCAUCUUAUCUCAAAGCACGAAAUGUUCUGUUUUGAGAAAACAGUAUUUAAAACAUUUGAACUUUUGCUUGAAUAUCUUAUAUUUCGAAAAACAGUAUAAACUGUACGGUCUAAAUUUAGUUUGCACGGUCUAAAUUUAGUUUGCACGAAAGUUGUAAACAACACCAUAUAAGGAUAGACAUUCCAUAUUUGGAAAAACGAACGUUACGGGGCAGAUAUUCAAAUUCAUUAGUCAUCGAUGCAGGCUCUCAAUUCAGCUUGAGAGCCUGUUCGCAGGCUAAUAUUGAGGUAACGUUAGGAAAACAGUUCAAACGCACGUAGAAAAGGGUCGCUCAGAUUGCCAAUUUGCCAACGGCAACGAAAUAAAUAGAUCACAAACUCGAAUGUAAUCGUAUAAUAACCAAACUUGUAAUAUAAACGCGAAACUAUAACGUGUAACGUGAAACGUGGUUCGACUAAAUAGAAAUGAAUAUAAACCUAAAUUAAUACUAAAUACUUAACCUAGCACUAACGCAACUAAACAAUAAACUACAAUAUACAAAUGAAUUGUCACUUACAGAUGUUUCACCAGUAACUCUUUAACUUUUAACGUAAAUUAUCUCUCUCUCUGGCUGUCCUCUCUUUACGAGUGUCUCAAACUAUACUGCCGAGUUCUGGGGCUAAAGCGUACUUUUUCCAUGCAAGAACGUAAUUAACUACAUCAGUCUUAAAGGAAAACAUAAGUUUCCUGUGAUAAGGAUAGUCGACCGUAAAUUUCCUGUGAUAAGCACAGUUGUCAUUACUAAUAAAACACAAAUUGACAGUUCCAAUCCUACACCCAGUUAUACCACUAUAACCACAAUGCAAAGCGCUACGAAAACGUAAUAAGGAGAAUAGUAUUAGUCAUUAAAAUGACUUACUAUAUGGCGAGCAUCACUUCCGGUGAAAUGGUGGACUAUGAUUGGCUGUGAAGCACUUUCAGCGGGUGCAUUAUUUCCCGUAGUGGACAGGCGAUCCAUUACGUAAAAACAAACGCAUGCAUUUUAAAUCAAAACAGCAAAACUAAUAGAAAAUUUGAAAAUUAUAAUUUAAUUUGUUGUUAAUAAGAUAUCUGCGAAUGGUUUUUAGUGGAAAAGAAGGAAUACAUUGGUAUUUUUUGGUUUUCUUCGACUAAAUGUGUACCACGCUACUAAUAUGCAUUUCAAAUCAUGCAUUUCUUGUUUGUUUCAAGUAUAAAUGCCUAUAAAUGCCAUAUGAUAAACUUUUUAUUAACCUCGCUUGCUCGGUAUGUACAGAGAAAUAUCGGACCUCGGUUUUUUUGUACAAAAAAGACCUCGGUCCGAUAUUUCUUUGUAUAUAGACAUCGCGUUCGGUUAACGAGAAGUUAGUAAUUAAUUCAGAAAUUAGUUUCAAAUUAAGAGGAGAAUGGGUAACUAUUAUAUUUCAGUGAUACGGGGACACGCAGUCAUUAAAAUGACGUAAUUAUUCGAGCAGUUUAAUGUUUCAAAAAAUUAAGAAGAGAAUCGGUAACUAUUAUAUCUCAAUGAUACGGGGGACACGCAGUCAUUAAAAUGACGUAAUUAUUCGAGAAGUUUAAUUAAUGUUUCAAAUUAAGAGGACAAUGGGUAACUAUUAUACAGCUAUUUCAAUUAAGGUUGUCCACGAGCAAAUUUGAAAAUUCAUUAAUUUGUUAGCGAUUCCCAGCAGCCUUUCGCGCUCGUAUUCGACUUUUCCGCUUUGCUCGUGGACAACCUUAAUUGAAAUAACUGUAUUUCAAUGAUACGGGGAUACGCAGUCAUGAUGCGCAAAGCUCUUUUCUGCAAGAUUAAAAGGGGUUUAAACUUGUUGUAAAGAAAUAAACGUGCUUAAAAACAGUCAUGCGUUUAAGAAAUUGUUUCGUGAACAGUUAAUACGGUAAAAAGUUCACGUUUUAGGGGUCGCGCGAUGGAUUGAGUGUACAUCAAUCUGCCUGGUGCUUUGAUUCUUCAUUCCACAUUGUAUUAAACCUUUGAUGAUUUUUUUGUUUCAGAAUGGCGUUCGGAAGUAUAAAUUUUCUUGUUCUAAUUGAUACAACGCAAAACAAAUUAAUUUCUACGUUCUAUCCUUCUGACUUAACUGGUAUGUAUUUAUAUAAUUGUAUAUACACAGAGUCUAAUAAAUGUAUUUAUUAUAUAGUAAGUGACAUAUUUUCCAUAUCUUCACUAGUGAAUUAUUAAUGCUUUUUGAGGUACUAUUUAAAACAUGAGCAGCAAUGUUUUAUCAGAUAGAAAGCCGAGACCCAGUAUCUUUAAGUCUGAUAAAACACGCACUGCGAAUGUUUUAAGUUGCUUCAAAAACGAUCAAUUUAGUAAGUUAAUUGGCGAAGUACUUUUAAAAAAAUACGUUGUGUAAGUCGAGAAUGAAAUCAAAGUUAAAGUUUAUGAACAUCAAAGGAAAUCGCUAUCACAUAUAAAGAUACGAUACGCUUAUGAUUUUUCUUUGAAUGUAGUUUCCAAGAUCCCCUCAACACCAAGUACCCCAAUAACCCCUCGUACCCCGGGCGGCGUGCCCCUUGAGGCAGAGUCGCCAGGGGGCAGAAAACGAGAUUUCAAACCCUCUACAAAUCGCCGGCGGGCGACCAGAACGAAGUCGAAGCCCCUGGAAAUAGUGGGUGAAAAUGACGUCACCAGCACAGAUGGCGGCGUUCUGAGUCAAUCCAGUACAGACGGUGUGACAGAGAAUAUUUUAUGCAUAACUUGCGCUUAUACAUUCACGAAAAAAGGAGGUAGGGUUAGAUUUUUUUAUGCAGAGAGUGCGCAAUGGACCUAUUCCCUAAUUAACAAAAUUUUGAUUUAGACAAGUGUAGACAAAAAUUUCAUCACAGCUUGAAAGAGCAUCACAAAAUUAGUAAUAUUCCGAAGUUUCGUUGCAAAAUGUUGUAAAAUGCGGAUAAUAUAGCCCUGCGAAGUUUGCCGUUUUUCAGUCAUUUUGUAUUACGCACGCGGGAAAUUGAUACCGCUUUCUGUGAUAAAAUUUUUGUCUAGACUUGUCUAUAGAUCAAAAUUUUGUUCAUUAGGGAAUAGAUCCAUUGAAAAACAGCUCGUUGUGAAUAUAUUACUUAUUAUAUUGAAACGACUGAUUUUUUGAGAGAGAUGUUUUUUGAGAGAAAAUAUUCUAACACUAAUAUAGGCCUAUAAUACAUAAAUUAGAAUAUACAGUAUUCAUUACUAGUUUUGAGCGUGUGUUACUUAUUAAUAUACAGAAGAUUCUUCUCUUAAAAUGCUCUGUAUGAUACAACGAAUGGUCCGCAAAUAAAUGUUAUUCUUUAUAAGUACUAGAUAAAACAUGAGCCGAAGGCGAGAGUUUGUAUAUCAGAUACAGAUCGGAUGCGAAAAAAUGACCCGUCUGGCCUUAUGAAUUCAUUGGCGAAGUAAUUUUAAAAGUAAACAUUGUCUAAGCCGAGAAAAUCAAAGCUGAAGUUUAUGUAAAUCCGGACAAAUCUUUAUCCGGCGAUUUACAAACAUUGAUUAAACAUUCAUUUCUUUUGUAUUUUCCUUGUGAAUUAUUAAGUAUAUGUAUUAAUAUUUAUCGUAAAAUUCUGUUGUUUUCGUUAUUAUAUUUUUGUCUCAAAUACGUUUAUUUCAGAGCAUCUCGUUGGUCCGUGUCUAUGGGUUGGAACUAGUCUUGGCAAUGUUGUUUUAUUUGCUGCGAGUUUUCCACCGGCAGGCGAGCAGAGACAAACUCAGCCAGUGUUAACUUUUAAUACAGGUAACAUGGAAAUUUAUAUACAUUUUUAUAUAAUACCUUAUUGAAUUCUGAUCGUUCAUGUCUAAAUCUUAUUUCGUUUCUAUAGGUCUGGUGUUUACUCAUAAAGGUGAAGUGGACAGUAUUUCUGUUUUGGACAAAAACGGACAUCUUUUAACAUCGCCAUCCUAUUUCUGGACCAGUGCAGGUACUGUGAAUUUCAAAGCUAAGAAAAUAACGAUUUCUGAUUUGGGAUGUGGCAGAAAUCACGCUAUUCGCAUUAACUUGAGGUGGUUCAUUAGUUUUGCAUUGCGCACUUUUACUGCGCAUAUCUAAUAACAAGUUCUAGUUACUAUAUAUGUAGUCGAACUGCAAUGUAAAGUGAUAAAGAAAGAAUAAGGGCAAAGAGAGAAACACUCUGCAUUGAUUAGGCGUGCUUCAGGAAAUAUACCUUCAAAAGUGACAGAACUCUGGCUAGGACUCCCUGUUCAGCUAACACUAAAACCACAUCAUGUUACAUGUUUAACCCUUGUAUCUCUUUAUUGUCGUUCCAAUUGAAGUGUUGCUCAAAUAUUGAUUCAAUACAUUACCUCGGGCUGACCAAUUCAUUUCAUCAAGUUCCUCGAGAUAUUCAUACACUUCCUGUGAAAGAGCCAAUUCCAAGUAUUUGAUCAUUUCUGGUCACUUCCUUUCUAUUUAUGAUUGGUUAGUUGCACAAACAACAAAGGUGAUUGGUGCAUUCAAACUAUUCAACAGGAAGUUUACAAUUAUACUAGGAAGUGUAUGAAUAUCUCGAGGAACUUGAUGAAAUGAAUUGGUCAGCCCGAGGUAAUGUAUUGAAUCAAUAUUUGAGCAACAUUUCAAUUGGAACGACAGUAAGAAGGUCUGUGACCCUACUUUUUUAUUUUAUAUUGUUGUUCUUCUAUAAUGCGUUUUACAUGUCGUAUCAGAAAAUAAGAGAAAAUUCAUUUCUACAACUGAUAAUAUUUUACAUUUUCGCUCGUUAAUAUAAGUUUAUAGCUUGAAUAUUAAAAAGAUACCAUUUUCCAAAAAAGAAUUUGUUGAUAUUUUCCUAUUGAGCCACCUUAAACAGGAAAAUUCUAACCAGAAGUGUUGUUAUAGGGCGUACUUUUUUAUGCACCCUGUAUUGAGCAAUGUGCUCGAAAUCAUUUCUAGGCAUACCAGACGGUUCCUGUACAGCAGUAUCGUCCAACGCCAAAAGUGAAGAACGCCAUUUUCUCGUUGUCUGUACGGACAAAGAAGCCGAGGUAUAUGUUAUAGACCUUUAGAUUUUUUCGGCAUACCUUAUAGCCAGGGUUUGUGCAUGGGUAUAAAUUACGCCUGUUUAUGGCAUACCUUUAUGGCUAUAAAGUACGCCUGUUUUUGGCAUACCUUGUAACCAGGGUUUAUGGCUAUAAAGUACGUCUGUUUUUGGCAUACCUUAUAGCCAGGGUUUAUGGCUAUAAAGUACGCCUGUUUUUGGCAUACCUUGUAACCAGGGUUUAUGGCUAUAAAGUACGUCUGUUUUUGGCAUACCUUAUAGCCAGGGUUUGUGAUUUUUUUGUUAUUGAAGCAAAUUCUAUUUUGUUUUAAAGGUACACUGCCUUCCAUCACAUCAGCGAUUUUCCAAGAAAGAUCUCUCGGAGAACAAAGCUGUUCUUAGAUCUGAUGUCAUUUCUAUCGAAGGUAUAUUUUUUAAUCAUUCUUGCGCAUUCUUUUAAAGUAGAGAGGCAUAUCUCGCAAAGGUAUUAACAUAAACAUACCAUACAUGCACUUAACUGAAGAAUCGGUCUAUCUACAGUAUAAUGUAACGCUUUAUACAAAAACCUCUUUCAGAAAUUCAGGAAAUGUACGAAAUUCAGUUCAAGGGGUGGAAAAAUACAAAAAUGUUCUGGGGGAGAGUGCCCUCAGACCCCCCCAUCGCCAAUAACUAGUGGGGCUACCUUGGAAUUUUAAAAUUUCUAUCACUGAUAGAAACUUAUAUUAAAAUGUUAUGCAGAAAUUCAAACUUUUUGGCUAUCAGCGUUAAUUUAACAGAUGCCUCUAUAUCUGAUAUUCAUACUUGUGUCAAAGUCUACACAUCUUGUCAAUAUGCUGCUUUCUUCACUAACUGCACAAUCAUUGCAAAAUUGUGCGCUUAUCCGCCCCAUCACCAACAACAAUCUUCAUCAGUAUAGUAUGGUCACUAUUUGUAGGUGCCCCCCCCCCCCACACACGAACGAAUUCUUAAAAAAGGCCCUGUGGCAAAUUUUUGGAAAUAUUCUAUAAUUUUCUAGGUAACAGUUGUCUGGUGUGCCUUUGUGAAAGCGGUCGUCUUCUGGCGUUCAGGUUGCCAAGUUUAACACCAUUGUUGACAGCGCAGUGGGACUUUCCUUCGCUAAGAGGACA